Messenger RNA from Sinocyclocheilus rhinocerous, 849 nucleotides. It is a transcript of the gene mettl23, whose product is annotated as methyltransferase 23, arginine. Lineage: Eukaryota; Metazoa; Chordata; Actinopteri; Cypriniformes; Cyprinidae. The transcript is spliced from 5 exons. Gene Ontology annotation, cellular component: nucleus; cytoplasm. Bases 119 to 781 code for a protein of 220 amino acids. The record is from RefSeq and is a predicted model, not a curated record.
CUGUCAGUUUGGAAUCCGAUUGGCUGUCGAGUGUACGAGUCGCUGUCCUGUCAGCAAACUGAGAUCCAAUAGAACUUCACAAGAGAAAGCGGCCGCCUUAACGUACUAGUGUGAUUGGAUGAAUGGAUUUAAUGGCCGGAAUUGUUCUGGAAAGCUGAAAAUACAUGUGGUCCAAGUCAAGUACUGGGAGCAGGUUCUUGAUCCACAAUAUGGGAUGUAUGUUUGGCCCUGUGCGGUGGUACUGUCACAGUAUGUGUGGAUGGCAAGAAGUGAACUACAACACAAGACCGUUCUUGAGCUCGGUGCUGGAGUGAGUUUGCCUGGUGUGGUGGCUGCCAAGUGUGGAGCUCGUGUGAUUUUGUCAGACAGUGCUGAGCUCCCCCUCUGCCUGAGGAACUGCAGGCGCUCCUGUGACGUCAACCACCUCCCCAACGUACCUGUGAUCGGACUCACCUGGGGACAGGUAUCACCAGAGCUCCUCUCGCUGCCACCUGUGGAUGUUAUCUUGGGAUCAGAUGUAUUCUAUGAACCUGAGGAUUUUGAAGAUGUGCUUGUGACCGUCUCCUUUAUUGUGAGGAGAAACCCUCAUGCUCAGCUCUGGACUACCUACCAGGAGAGAAGUGCGGACUGGUCCAUAGAUGCCUUGUUACAUAAGUGGGAUCUGAAGUGCAUUAAUGUUCCAUUAGAAACAUUCGAUGCAAACAAAAACCAUCUCGCUGGAUCAACGCUUCCAGGGAAUCAUACUGUACAAAUGAUGAUUAUAACAAGACAAGUGUUUUAAUACAUGUGUUUGAAUUUCAUAAACUUGUAUAUAAUCUGAAAAUCUUUUUCCAAUUCUUUCCAACUCCA